Dentiscutata erythropus is the source of this 2262-nucleotide messenger RNA. The record is from the annotation of a GenBank genome assembly. Lineage: Eukaryota; Fungi; Glomeromycota; Glomeromycetes; Diversisporales; Gigasporaceae.
AUGGAUGACUUCAGGCCUCCCGAGAACCCUUAUGGUCCACCUGUAGCCCCUUCUCAAAGAGCUGAGGCUCCUUCACAACGAGGGCAUAGGGGUGCAAGUCGUGCCAGGCAGCAGCGGCAAUGGAGUCGUGGAAGUGGUGGAGGGAGCCAACAAACUGAUAAUAACAAUUAUGGUCGACGUCCGCGUGAUAAGAGCAGAGAAGGGUGGGGAUAUAGACAGUAUAAUGACCGUCAAGGGAGAUCUUAUCGUGAUGGCUCGUCAUAUCGUGAUAGUUCGUCUUAUAGGGAUGGAAGUUCUUCUCAUCGUGAUCGAAGCAGAGAUAGUUGGCAAGGCCAACGGCAGUAUAAUGACCGGUCAUCACGUUCAUAUCGUGAAAACAGCUGUCCACCCAGACAAAAUAGGUUGAAUCAACAACAUGAUCGACAACCACCGUGGCAUCAAGAACGUUACCACCAGUAUCCACCUCAGAAUGGUAUAGUGCAACAAAAUAAUUGGCCUACAAAUAACAUUUCUGGAUCAUCUGGUCCACAUGGCCCACAUUCACAUCCUCAUAAUGCAUUAUUAUCACAAGGAGUUUCGCAACAGCCACCACAUUCAUCACAAUCAUUACCAGGGCAAAUUGGUCCUCCAGGUGUGCCUGGGCAUAACCUUCAGAGCGCUCAUGGAAUACCUCCAGGUCCUCCUGGUCAAAUAAGUCAUCAAGGACAGAUUAGUCAAGGGGGUCAUAUUGGUCAUAUAAGUCAACAUGAGCAUGAACGACAGCAAUCUUUGAGUCAACCAGGUGCACCUGGAACACAUUCAUCAAUUGGCUUAUAUAGUGAUCAAAGUAAUUAUCAAGAGCCUACUCCAUUUCAAGGUCAAAUACCUCCACACAUUCAAACAUGGGAUCAACAUGCACAAAAUUAUCCUCCUCAGCAUGGUCAUUAUCCAACAGAUAAUUACUAUCACCCUCAACCUCAAACAUACGAACAUUAUACAACAGGGCAAUAUCCAUAUAUUAAUAACGAAUAUAACCAGUCAAUUGAUAAUAAGCACGCGAUGCCACCGCAUCCACCACCACCCCAACCUCCAAAUGUAUCACAUUUUGGAAUGCAACAUGCGCAUGCAAAUACUGCACACCCACCACACAUAUCACAGUUGCAAUCACCAAUAUCUCCGAACCCUUCAUACCAACAACCUCCUCAUCCACAACCUACAACGUUACCGGUCAGACCAACUCAGCAACCAGCGAUUCCACCUCCUUCACAACAAAGUGCACAAAAUGUACCGACUGGAUUAGCACAAACGAAUGUUACUCCAUUACAAAUUAAACCAACUGAACUAUAUGAAAAAUUGGGUCAAGUAGGAGAAGGCACAUAUGGCAAGGUAUACAAAGCUAAGAACCGUGACACUGGUGAAAUAGUGGCACUCAAGCGAAUACGCAUGGAAUCAGAAAAGGAAGGGUUUCCCGUUACUGCUUUGCGUGAAAUUAAACUUCUUCAAAGACUUCGGCAUGAUCAUAUAGUUCACUUAAAGGAGAUAAUGGUUUAUCAAGGAGUAGUAUACAUGGUCUUUGAAUACAUGGAUCACGAUCUGACUGGAGUUCUUUCUAACCCGCAAAUAAUAUACGAGCCACGUCAUAUAAAGUGUCUUAUGAAGCAACUGCUAGAGGGCUUGGCCCAUCUUCAUGAAAACCAGAUUUUGCACCGUGACGUCAAAGGAUCUAAUAUAUUAUUAAACAACCGUGGAGAACUAAAAUUGGCCGAUUUUGGUCUUGCGCGCCAUUUUAAACCUCACCGAAUGCAUGAUUAUACAAAUCGUGUGAUUACAUUAUGGUACCGUCCUCCAGAACUUUGUUUGGGUGCUACUGAAUACGGACCAGAAGUCGAUCUUUGGAGUGCUGGACCUCUUUUCCCGGGGGCGGAUGAAAUCUCCCAGCUUGAAAAGAUAUUUGAAUUAAUGGGAAAGCCAACAUGUCAAGAAUGGCCAUCUAUAAUAGAUUUGCCAUGGUAUGUGGCACUUCAAUUUCCAGAAAUUUUGAAGCCAAAAUUCAGAGAAAUAUAUUCAAAGGUUCUAUCUUCGGCAGCUCUUGAGUUGGUUGAAGCUCUUUUAUCGGUGAAUCCUACUAAGCGACCUUCGGCCCGAGAGGCUUUAAAUUUUGCAUAUUUUACAUCUGAAGAACCCUUAGCAUGUUCUCCGGGGGAGCUUCCUGAAAUUUGCGGGGAUUGGCAUGAAUACGAAUCGAAACAAAGAAAGAAAAAAACUACUGGACCCAAUCCUUAA